GUAACACACAAACACUUCCUCAAACCUAGCAGACCCGUGGUUGUCGUGAAACGCCGACGAGUUUUGGUUUGCAUUUUAUAAUUUGAUACAUGUCCAAAUAAACGUAGACGGUCUGUUUCACACAGAUAAGGCACUAAAAAAUCCGUGCGUGUAAUUUUAACGAGAUAAAAUCUGAUGUUCCGCCCAGGACAUGAAGCUUAAUUAGCCUCAUCAGCAACCAGUUGCUAGGCUACCAGACCCAGCCCGUGAGAAAGACUGCCAUGGCAACCAAGUACAGAACCUAUGGGUGACGUUCAGGGUCAGGAAACCUGCUGUAGGAAGUAAUCAACAUGUCGUCUGAGGAGGAGACUUCUCAGACUUCCUCUUCUUCCUCUUCUCCCCCUCUCUCCUCCUCCUCCUCACAUCCCCCUCCAUCACACUUCAUCGGGAAGAAGGAGGACAUUGUCAAGGCUGGGCGCGUGACCAAGCUGGUGAAUGGAUGCAGAGACGUACUGGUCGUGUGGCACCAGGGGCAGCUACAUGCAAUGGACAUGCGCUGCUACCAUUCAGGUGGGGCGUUACAGUAUGGAGACAUUGAGGAGUUUAAUGGGCGGCUGUGUAUCGUGUGUCCGUGGCACAAGUACAAGAUCACACUGGCAGAAGGGGAAGGGCUUUAUCAAGCUGUGGACGAUCCUACAGUCAAACCCCUGAGAACUCACUGGCGCUCCAAGGGUGUCAAACAGAGGAUUCACAAGAUCACUGAGAUCAACGGGGAUGUAUAUGUAACAUUGAACGACUCCAGCGAGGCCGUCGAGUCAGACGUCUACCAAACUGAGAGAUAUAGGACUGUCUUACUCAAGGCCCAGCCAGUACCUAAAAACAAGAAAUAGAGGUGUUUGAUUAUUUAAAGAAUACUCAAAAGGACUAUUGGAGAUGUUUUGUUUGUUUGUGUUUCACUGGGAAACCUUUGGUCGCAUUUAUAAUUGUUUUCAAAUACUGUUAACAACAGUGUGAGCUGAGUCAAUCUAGGACAAUGAAGGAAAUAUCUGAUGAAUGUAUGAAUAUAGGACAUUUCAGCAGUAGUUGCAGGAAUUGUCCAAUCCACCUGAAUCUUAUGCCUACAAAUAUACGUGAAACUUAUGCCUUCAUUUCACAAAGAAACUCAAACUACUGUAACUCUGAGCUUUUUCUACUUUGUGUUCAUACCUUCUGUUUACAUACACUGUUCAUUACUUUGCUCUUGCUCUGAUGGACACAGUUUGUUUUAGUAGGAUCAGAAACAUUGAACAUUGAACAAAUCAGCAGGUAUGAUGUAGAACUGUCUGGCAUAUAUGAAAUUAUUCUAGCUUAUUAUAACACCUGGUUUUGCAGGGUUUUUUGGGGACUUCUGCACAAUGUUGUGGUUUAUAAUUAUUAAAAUGUGUACAAAUAUACUGUUUAUUUUGGGCAAAAA
Molecule: messenger RNA, 1432 nt
Organism: Dicentrarchus labrax (European seabass)
Lineage: Eukaryota; Metazoa; Chordata; Actinopteri; Moronidae
Product: Rieske domain-containing protein-like
Exons: 4
Coding region: 330-869 (179 amino acids)
Molecular function (GO): 2 iron, 2 sulfur cluster binding
Source: RefSeq, a predicted model, not a curated record